This is a messenger RNA of Chelonoidis abingdonii (Abingdon island giant tortoise), 933 nucleotides long. RefSeq names its product olfactory receptor 5G3-like. Gene Ontology annotation, molecular function: G protein-coupled receptor activity; olfactory receptor activity. NCBI's taxonomy places the organism in Eukaryota, Metazoa, Chordata, Testudines, Testudinidae. The record is from RefSeq and is a predicted model, not a curated record. Gene Ontology annotation, cellular component: membrane. Gene Ontology annotation, biological process: G protein-coupled receptor signaling pathway.
AUGAAAAAUCAAACCACAGUGACUGAAUUUAUUCUCCUGGGACUUUCCGGUGACCCACAGUUGCAGAUUUUCCUGUUCUCGGUGUUUUUAAUUAUUUACCUAAUCACUCUGGGUGGUAACAUAGUGAUCAUGCUGAUGAUAAGAGCUGAUUCUCACCUUCACACACCUAUGUACUUCUUCCUCUUCCAUUUAUCAUUUGUUGAUAUCUGCUAUUCCUCAGUCAUGGUGCCUAAUGCGCUGAGAAACUUCCUAGCAGAGCGCAAAACUAUUUCUGUCAAUGGCUCCAUUGCUCAGAUGUUCUUCAUCCUCCUCUCAGGUGGAGCUGAAAUUUUCAUUCUCUCAGCCGUGGCUUAUGACUGCUACGCUGCCAUCUGUGACCCAUUGCGUUACAUGGAGAGAAUGAGCAAAGGGAUCUGUGCUCAGCUGGUGAGUGGUGCAUGGACUAGAAGUUUCUUCCGUGCCCUGCUUAACACUGUUUUUACCUUCAAGUUGCAUUUCUGUGGGCCCAAUCAUAUCAGCCAUUUCAGCUGUGAGCUCUCUCCUCUGUUACAACUAUCCUGCACUGAUACCCUCACCAAUCAAGUGGUGCUUCUUACUUCUGUUCUGAUAUUUGGAUCAAGAUCCUUCCUUCUUACCCUGAUCUCCUACAUUCACAUCAUCUCCACCAUCCUGAGGAUACUCUCUGCCGAGGGCAGGCAUAAGGCCUUCUCCACCUGCAUCUCCAACCUGAUUGUGGUUGGCUUAUUUUACCUGACAGGUUUUCUCCAGUACACAAGAUCCAAUUCGGUCUCUUCUUUGGCGGUGGGUGAAAUAUUCUCCAUCCAGUACAGCGUCUUGACUCCCGUGAUAAACCCUAUUAUCUACAGCUUGGAAAACAAGGAGGUGAAAACAGGUCUAGAGCAAAUGUUGGGGAAACUGAAGUUUCUUGAGUAA